AUGGCUUCAGAUGCAGCUUCUCAAGUCACCGUCGGUGCUCUCAGUGCCAUAUUCGACGACACCAAGGAUCAAGUUCGUGAGCCGAUCGUCCAGUGUGUUCAGGUCAAGCCACUGCCACCCCAGCCAGGCCAUCCAGAACGCUACCGUGCCGUCUUUAGUGAUAUUGCAAACUAUGUCCAGACUAUGCUUGCCACCCAAGCCAAUCAUGUGGUGACUGAUGGCUCCCUGCGAAAAGGUUGUUUCGUUCGUCUCAAGUCAUUCCAAGCGAAUGCUGUCAAGGGCAAGAAAAUCCUGAUUGUUCUCGACCUGGAGGUUCUAAAGGAGCUUGGCGAAGCAGAAAAAAUCGGGGAACCCAAGCCUCUGGAAAUCAAAGCCGAAGAGGAGGAGAGAGCCCAACCCACCACGAUCUCAAGCAAUGGGUUCUAUGGCUCCAAGCCCCCGGGUGCACCGGCACAGCAGCUCAAUCAAGCACAGCCGAUGCGAGGACCGUCUGCCUCUGCUCAUGCCACCAUUUAUCCCAUCGAAGCCAUCUCCCCCUACUCGAACAAAUGGACCAUUAAGGCCCGCUGCACAAGCAAGUCCAACAUCAAAACCUGGCACAACAAGAAUGGAGAGGGAAAGCUAUUCAGCGUUAAUCUGCUCGAUGACAGUGGUGAAAUCCGUGCCACUGGCUUUAAUGAUCAAUGCGACAUGCUCUAUGAUCUUUUCCAGGAAGGCAGUGUCUACUAUAUCUCCAGUCCCUGUCGUGUGCAGAUUGCGAAAAAGCAGUUCACCAAUCUCAACAAUGACUACGAGCUUACGUUUGAGCGGGAUACUCUGGUAGAGAAGGCCGAGGACCAAAAUGACGUACCUCAAAUUCGUUUCAACUUCACUACCAUAGGGGACUUGCAAUCCGUGGAGAAAGACACAACCACCGAUGUGAUUGGUAUCCUUAAAGAGGUUGCUGAAACAUCUCAGAUCGUGUCCAAAGGAACUGGCAAGCCUUACGACAAGCGCGAGCUCGGCCUCGUUGACAACACUGGAUUCUCGGUCCGCUUGACUAUUUGGGGCGCCACCGCCGUCAAUUUCAAUGUAGCUCCGGAGUCUGUUGUUGCUUUCAAAGGUGUCAAGGUUUCUGAUUUCGGUGGGCGGAGUCUGAGCCUGCUGAGCUCUGGUUCAAUGACUGUUGAUCCCGACAUUGGAGAAGCCCACCGACUGAAGGGCUGGUAUGAUGCACAGGGGAGAACGGAGGUUUUCACAUCCCAUGCAUCCGUAUCUAAUGCAACCAAUUCCAAUAUGAAGCCGGAUCAAUUCAAGACCGUCGCACAAGUUCGUGAGGAACAGCUGGGCAUGUCUGAGCAGGUGGACUACUUUUCGCUCAAAGCAACCGUCGUCUACAUUAGGCAGGAUUCUACCUGGUGCUAUCCUGCUUGUCUUUCCGAAGGUUGCAACAAAAAGGUGACCGAGCUGGACCCCGGGCAGUGGAGAUGCGAAAUGUGUGAGAAAACUUGGCCCAAGCCGGAAUAUCGCUACAUCAUGCCAAUUAGUGUGAGCGAUCAUACUGGCCAACUCUGGCUCAGCUGCUUUGAUGAUACUGGACGACUGAUCAUGGGAACUUCUGCCGACAAUCUCAUGCAACUCCGAGAGAACGACCCCGCUGCUUUUGGUGAAGUAUUCCAGGAGGCUAACUGCCGGACCUGGAGCUUCCGGUGCCGGGCAAAGAUUGAUACCUUUGGUGAUCAGCAACGGGUUCGAUACCAAGUAUCGUCAUCCAAGCCGAUCAACUAUUCCGAAGAAGCAUCACGUCUAGCCGAUAUCAUCAGCUCCUACUCUCUGGAAUAG
Molecule: messenger RNA, 1821 nt
Organism: Penicillium cinerascens
Lineage: Eukaryota; Fungi; Ascomycota; Eurotiomycetes; Eurotiales; Aspergillaceae
Product: replication factor A subunit protein RFA1
Exons: 6
Coding region: 1-1821 (606 amino acids)
Biological process (GO): meiotic cell cycle; telomere maintenance via telomerase; nucleotide-excision repair
Cellular component (GO): DNA replication factor A complex; nucleus
Molecular function (GO): single-stranded telomeric DNA binding; damaged DNA binding
Source: RefSeq, a predicted model, not a curated record